This is a messenger RNA of Spinacia oleracea (spinach), 318 nucleotides long. RefSeq lists its product as uncharacterized. Lineage: Eukaryota; Viridiplantae; Streptophyta; Magnoliopsida; Caryophyllales; Amaranthaceae. The coding region runs from base 1 to 318 and encodes 105 amino acids. The transcript has a single exon. The record is from RefSeq and is a predicted model, not a curated record.
AUGCCACCCAAACUCAAAGACCCGGGUAGUUUUUCUAUCCAUUGUGCUAUUAAGGAGCUUGAAAUAAGCAAUGCCUUGUGUGAUUUGGGUGCUAGCGUUAGUCUAAUGCCUUAUUCGGUGUUCGCCAAGCUUGAAGUUGGUGAUCUUGUCCCAACUAAGAUCACCGUGCAACUUGUCGACCGUUCGGUCAAGUACCCUAUUGGCAAGGUUGAGGAUGUACCCUUGAGAGUUGGUGGCCUAGUGAUCCCCGUCGAUUUUGUAGUCCUAGACAUAGAUGAGGAUGUGCAUGUCCCUAUUGUUAGGUUACGAUACAUAUGA